Molecule: messenger RNA, 1443 nt
Organism: Morus notabilis
Lineage: Eukaryota; Viridiplantae; Streptophyta; Magnoliopsida; Rosales; Moraceae
Exons: 4
Coding region: 1-1443 (480 amino acids)
Source: RefSeq, a predicted model, not a curated record
AUGAGGCAUGGUGUAAGCGCUGGUGGCGGAACCCCACAUGUUGCGUCACAGUCCCAGCCAAAUAAUAAACGGUCAGCAAGAAACAGUCAGACACGCGUGCCAAACUUCAUGGAGCGUGCAAUGGAUCGCCUUGUAUCAUCUAUUGAGGACCACGGUCGAAAGCGUGGUACAGCUCACCAUAGGGCCGGCAGCCCAAUGGACUCUGAUGCGUCAGACGAUGAUAGUGAUGAUCACUAUUUCAGGCAUGUUGUCGCGGCUGCCACUUUGUUAUGCGUCGGAUUUGUGUAUAGAGAACCAUCACGCCAAAGGCACACUUCUGGUUGGGGAGGUAGGAUAAGAGUGGACUACUAUCUUAAUGGGAGUCCAGAAGUAAUUUAUGAUAAAGUUCGCAUGAGUAGUGAGGCUUUUAGACGCCUAUCUUCUAUCCUUGAGGAAAGGGGAUUACUGCAACCGACAGUCAACCUUAAUGUUGAUGAGCAAUUAUUCAUAUUCCUUAUAAUACUAUGUCAAAACCAAACUAAUAGGGAAGCGCAGGACCAUUGGCAGCGCUCGGGCUCCACGGUAUCGGAGUAUUUCACAAAAGUACUUGAAGCGGUUUGCCAAUUAAAAGUAGACUUCAUUCCGCAUCCAGAUUUUACUGCCGUCGAUCCUCACAUAAUUGCAGGUGGGAACAAGUAUUCGCCGUGGUUCGAUUUUGUUAAUUUGAAAAAUUGUGUUGGAGCACUAGAUGGUACGCACGUUCCAUGUGUGCCUCCCCGUGAAACGGCCGAACUUUACAGGAAUAGGAAGGGAUAUUUCUCGCUUAAUGUGCUUGCAGUUUGCUCAUUUGAUAUGAGAUUUACGUACAUGCUAUCUGGAUGGGAGGGUUCAGCACAUGAUGCAAGAGUACUUGCAUCCGCAUUAGAUCACCCACGGAAACGAUUUCUAAUUCCGCCACCAGGAAAAUUCUACCUCAUCGACUCAGGCUACGCAAACAACGGAUGUUUCAUGGCACCAUAUCGGGGAACAACAUACCAUUUGCAAGAGUAUAGGAAUCGACGGGGUAGAGGCUUCCGCAAUGAACGUGAAUUGUUCAACUACACGCACUCCUCCCUGCGUAAUGUAAUCGAAAGAACAUUUGGUGUGUGGAAUGCCAGAUUUCGUAUUUUGAAAACCAUUAACCGUUACCCCAUUGAAAAGCAAGUUAAGGUUCCGGUUGCAUGUGCUAUAAUUCAUAAUUUUAUCCAUAUGUACCGUAAUGGAGAUAGACUAUUAGAUCAGUACUCACAGGAUGGCGUUCCGGUUGUUGACAUUGAUCCACAGAAUGUUGAAGAGGAUGUCAAUGACAAUAACAACCACGAAGGACAACCAUUAAAUAAUGAACCGAAACUGGAGAUGAAUGCAUUAAGGGAUGCAAGAGCACAUACAAUGUGGGCAGUGUACCGUAAUCGUCGUACGAGCUAA